Sodiomyces alkalinus F11 is the source of this 590-nucleotide messenger RNA. RefSeq lists its product as hypothetical. The transcript has a single exon. The record is from RefSeq and is a predicted model, not a curated record. Lineage: Eukaryota; Fungi; Ascomycota; Sordariomycetes; Glomerellales; Plectosphaerellaceae. Bases 237 to 560 code for a protein of 107 amino acids.
UGAUUAAACGAGAACAAAAUGAUCAAUAUUAAAACUCGUUGUUCGUCGGCACGGAUAUUACGUGCUCUUCUAAGGAUGUGUGGGUUGCGACAGCCUCGAAGACAAUGUCCCUCGAUUUGCUAUGAGUUGCCUCUUCGUCCUCCAUCGUCGAUUCGGCCGUUGUUAGUCUAGCCUGGUAUCUCGAGAGAACCCCGACGCACCAGGUGAGGAAGGACGAGCCUUGAGUUUCUAGGACGAUGUACUACGAUCCUACACCAAAGCUCGGGACGCAUGAAAACUCGGUCCUGUGCCGAACCAUGAUUGGAGUAGCUGAGUAUCGGGACUAUCGGCCCAUAAUAGUGAACGCAUUUCCCAAGCAAUAUGCUUGGAUGGGAGUUCCCGAGGUCGGACAGCGGUAUGGCAUCGGAGCCGGCCAAGAUAUCAGUGUGGUCCGAUUGUGGGUCAAUCCCGACGACCGGAAACUCCCCAUUGGUAUCCAACAGUUUAUCUUGGGAGCAUCAUCCGCCAGACUGUGCCCCUGUCACACUUCGUCUGCGUGUGGCCGCAAACGGUCGUUCUGAGGGGCGUUCAGCAAGCUGGUUCGGCCCGUG